AUGGCUGAUACUUCACAACGGCACCCCAACCUCAAUCUCACGCCGGAGGAAAAGCGAGUAUUUUAUCAGCUUUUUCAGGCUGCUGAUACUACCAACCUCGGCGUUAUUACUGGCGAAAUCGCCGUUCCGUUCUUCGAGAAGACGCACCUCUCUCCGGAUACACUCGGAUUGAUAUGGCAAAUCGCGGAUAAAGAGAACAGGGGUCUCCUGACUCCGUCUGGCUUCGGCAUUGUUCUACGACUCAUUGGACAUGCGCAAGCUGGUCGGGCUCCUUCUGACGAAUUGGCUCUGCAGACUGGUCCUUUGCCCCGCUUUGAUGGAAUCGUUGUCGAUACAACAGCUCCGAUACCCGAAUCUGGUACCAUUAGCCCCCCGCCUGGUGCCGGCGCACCUAUUCGAGUUCCGCCCCUGCAGCCUGAUGAUGCCAACAAGUUCGUCUCGCUGUUUGAGAAGUCUGAUGUCAACAAUGGCGUGAUUUCAGGCGAAAUUGCAAAGCAAAUCUUUGAGCGCGCCAGGCUUCCAAAUGAGGUCCUGGGUCGUAUCUGGUUCUUGUCGGACACCAAGCAGCGCGGCGCUUUGGAUGCUACCGAGUUCACCAUUGCCAUGCAUCUCCUGACUUCAUAUAAAUCCGGGGCCCUGCGCGGUAUCCCUGCGACCCUGCCACCCGGUCUGUACGAAGCCGCAUCUCGAAGAGGAUCUGCUCGUGGGUCUUUCGGUGCACGACCCGAAGUUCCUCCCGUACCUGCCAUUCCAAAACAGUUUACGGGCCCCCAGCGAACAGCAAGCCCUAUGAGCGCAGCCAACCGCCCACCGUUUGGAGGCAUUUCGGCCCAGGCUACCGGAAACGACUGGUUGAUCAGCCCCCAGGAGAAGGCUCACUUCGACACCAUCUUCGAGACCGUCGACACAGGUAAAGUGGGAAAGAUCACUGGUGACCAAGCUGUAGGUUUCUUCAUGAAGGCUCAGCUUCCCGAGGAAACUCUUGCUCAGAUCUGGGACCUUGCGGACAUUGACGCGGAUGGCCAGCUGAGUCGGGAGGAGUUUGCUGUGGCUAUGUAUCUGGUGAGACUGCAGCGUAGCGGCAAGGAGCCGCUUCCACAGGUUGUUCCGCCUGGCCUCAUUCCACCCAACAUGCGCCGCCAGGCACCGGUGCCAGCGCCCAUGGCAGCCCCCACUCCUCCCCCGGCUCCCACGCCUGCAGUACGAUCUGCCGCCGAUGAUUUGUUUGGACUUGAUUCCCCUGUGCAGCCUUUCGCUCAGCCUCAAAUGCCUCAGUCUACUGGAGGCUCCAAUCCGGCGUUCCACACCCCAGGCUCGCCUGGCUCUAGAGCGUCUCCUCAGACCGCUUCAAACACGUUCAAGCCUUUCAUUCCUAGCUCCUCCUUCGGCCAGAGCCUGCAGCCGCAGAUGACUGGUGCAUCUGCAGGUACCCCAACAGUUCGCUCACCUCCACCUCCAUCGGACGACCUCCUUGGCGACAAUGAUCCCGAGGAGUCAAACAAGCUGACCCAGGAAACUACUGAACUCGCGAACUUGUCGAAUCAGAUUGGUUCUCUUGCCAAGGAAAUGCACAACGUACAGGAGAAGCGGACUUCUGCUGAACAGAACAUUACCCAGUCUUCCCAGCAGAAGCGUGACUUCGAGGCACGCCUUGCUCAAGCGCGUUCGAUGUAUGAACAAGAGGUUACUAACUUCAAGGCACUUGAGGAGCGCCUCAAGGCUUCCAAGGCGGAGACCGAGAAGUUGCAGCAGCAAUAUGCACUCAUCGAAGGCAGCCGUCAGGAUUUGCACAACCAAUAUACCAACGUUUCGGCAGCCUUGGCUUCCGACCAGCAGGAGAAUAAUAGCUUGAAGGAGAAGAUCCGCCAGGCUAAUGCCCAGGUUGCACAGCUUAAGCCCGCGCUGGAGAAGGCCCGCUCCGAUGCGCGUCAGCAGAAGGGCCUGGUUGCAAUCAACAAGAAGCAAUUGGCUACCGUUGAAGGCGAACGGGAUAAGAUCCAGGGUGAAAUCAACGAAGUUGGAAGGGAAACUCCCAAGUCUGUUGAGGACGUGACCCCCGACGUGACCCCGGCCGUUAGCGUGCCGGAGGUUGCCAGCCCUGCUGUUUCCACCACAAGCCAGAACACGAACCCUUUCUUCCGACGAACAGAUAGUGCAAGUGAACAGGCACGCUCGCCCACUGUUUCCAACGACCAGCAAAAGGCAUUUGACAGCCUGUUUAGCCAGACAUUCGCACCCUCCGCUGCUGGACCACCGCCCACUUCGUUCCGCUCCGAGUCCCCGCUGGCCACAGCCAAGUCUCCUGUGACUUCUGGUGUGCCGACUCCAUCAGUCUCUCCGCCUCCUGGAGCUUUGCCCGGAUCAUUCCCCGGCGCCUUGUCUGAGCCCCCGCCCCCAACCCAGUCUCGGCAGCUCACCCCGAGCUUCCUUCAGUUCAACGACACCCAGUCUUUGACUUCGUCGACCAUGGUCUCCCCUCCCGGCAGUCGCUUUGGCGGCCCUGAAACUUCCGGAUUUGGUACUCCUUCUCAGGCUACUAGCGACCAGGGGCCUCCAUCUGCGACAGAGUCCAGUGACUACAGUCGUGCACCAACCUCCACCGUUGAAGGAACCCCGGCUCGAUCUCCAUUUGAGGAAGUGCCAGAUGCCUCGAAGUUUCCUGAAGUCCCUGUAGCAUCGACCGAGCGACCCGAGACUGCCACAUCUCCUACAGCCGACGGCCAAGCUCAGGGUAACAAGGAUUUGAGUUUCGAUGAGUUGUUUGGAAGCAAGGCCCACAAGCGGUCUGAGUCUCAGCAGGGAAACGACUUUGAGGAAGCGUUUGCCUCUAUGAAGCAAGGCCCCGGAGCUGAGAAGACGAAUGGAGCCGCUUCAGCUGGCCCAUCUGAAUUCCCCCCAAUUCAGGAGCUUCACCACGACGAUGAUGACGAUGACAGCUCCGACGACGAGGGCCCCCUGGGAUUUGAUGACAACUUCACUCCUGCCGUGCCUAAGAAGGAGCCCCAGCAGGACUCCAUCGACGCCGCGCAGCUGGCUGCCUUCCCUGCCCCGGGAGCCUCUGUCCCAUCUGCCCAGCCCCCAAGCGCCGAGGCUCAGCAGAGCCCCCCUGGCUAUGAAACCCCCAAGGAAGACAACACUCACCUUCCUCCUCAAUUUAAUGGACUCUUGCCCGAGCGUGCUGAUCCUACCGCUUUCCCUGAUGCGCCUCAUUCAGUGGACCACACCACUGGAGCACCAGUUGUCCCCACUGAGUCCGCACACGACGCUCCCGCAGAGACUGUUAUCCCAGCUGGUGGAGCGAAGGUUGGAGGACCGGAUUUUGAAGCAGCUUUCGCCGGAAUGAACCUUGCGCCCGCGACUGAAGCAGACGACGAUGAUGAUGACGAGCCGGAAACCCAAGUCAAGAACACAAACGACUUUGAUUUCUCCUUUGACUCCCCAGCCCAGAAGCAACACACUGGCUCGUCUGACUUCUUCUCCUUUGACAACAACGUACACGCCUCGACCACCCAGCCCGCUGGAUCAACCGCUGGAGGUGACUCCAAGCCCGCUGCGCAUGAGUGGGAUGCGCUCUUUGCACCCCUUGACAACGCCAAGGCGUCAACCGGCGAAGAAGCCAGCGAGGACAAGUCCAAGCAGCCUGGAUGGGCCCUCAACACCGACUCUGGCGAGGAUGACCUGAUCCUCCAGCGACUGACUGGUAUGGGCUUCACACGCGACGAAUCUCUCGAUGCGCUGGAGAAGUUCGAUUACAACCUUGACAAGGCUGCGGACCAUUUGACCUCGAAAACUUGA
Messenger RNA from Penicillium canescens, 3795 nucleotides. RefSeq names its product EF hand domain protein. The record is from RefSeq and is a predicted model, not a curated record. The transcript is spliced from 6 exons. Bases 1 to 3795 code for a protein of 1264 amino acids. Gene Ontology annotation, molecular function: calcium ion binding; protein binding. Lineage: Eukaryota; Fungi; Ascomycota; Eurotiomycetes; Eurotiales; Aspergillaceae. Gene Ontology annotation, cellular component: cytoplasm; plasma membrane. Gene Ontology annotation, biological process: endosomal transport; endocytosis.